AUGUCACUGAUUCGUGUCUCCCGCCAGAAUUCAUCAUCCAUCUCAUUCUCUUUCGCCCUCCUCCUCACGCGCCGCCUUCACCGUGCUUCUUCCGCCGAAACAGUCUCCGUCUCGUCACGACUCCGAGACCGAUACAACUUUCAGCCACCACCGCCUAUAUCUGAAAACCCUGACCAGGAGAAGAAGAAGAAGCCGAAGCCGCAAUACCGUCCACCUUCGUCCCUGGAAGGUGUGAAGAAGGUGCACUCAGAUCUUCCGUUCGACUUCCGGUUCAGUUACACAGAGAGUAGUUCCAGCGUGAGGCCAAUUGGAUUGAGAGAACCCAAGUACUCACCGUUUGGUCCGGAUUGGUUGGACCGGGAAUGGACCGGAGUGUGUGCGCUGGCGGUAGACCCAAAGGUGGAGUCAGUGGAUGGAGUGGAGGAUCCGAAGCUGGAGGAGAAAAGGAGGAAAGUGAGGAAGAAGAUACAGGGGCCAUCGCUCACUGAAGCUGAAAGGAAGUUCGUGGUGGAGCUGUGUCAGAGGAACAAAACCAAAAGGCAAAUUAAUCUCGGGCGAGAUGGUUUGACUCACAACAUGCUCAAUGAUAUCUAUAAUCACUGGAAACACUCUGAAGCUGUUCGAGUCAAAUGUCUUGGAGUCCCGACUCUCGAUAUGAAGAACGUUAUCUUCCACCUUGAGGAUAAAACGUAUGGACAGGUGGUUUCUAAACACUGUGGUACCCUUGUGUUAUAUAGAGGUCGCAACUACGAUCCCAAGAAAAGGCCCAAGAUCCCUUUGAUGUUAUGGAAACCUCAUGAACCUGUGUAUCCUAGGCUGAUUAAAACAACUAUCGAUGGUCUAAGCAUCGAAGAGACCAAAGCAAUGAGAAAGAAAGGGCUUGCCGUUCCUGCCCUCACAAAACUCGCCAAGAAUGGCUAUUAUGGUAGUCUUGUUCCAAUGGUGAGAGACGCUUUCCUCGUAAGUGAAUUGGUACGGAUUGAUUGCUUGGGACUAGAGAAGAAGGAUUACAAGAAAAUUGGAGCAAAGCUUAGGGAUCUGGUCCCUUGCAUCCUGGUGACAUUUGAUAAGGAGCAAGUCGUGAUUUGGAGAGGUAAAGACUAUAGUCCACUUGAGGACGAAGAUGGAGAUUUUUCAUCCUUGAUUCCUCGCAAGUCUUGCAAGUCUUGCAUAGAGGAUAGACACUGA
Molecule: messenger RNA, 1188 nt
Organism: Eutrema salsugineum
Lineage: Eukaryota; Viridiplantae; Streptophyta; Magnoliopsida; Brassicales; Brassicaceae
Product: CRS2-associated factor 1, mitochondrial
Exons: 5
Coding region: 1-1188 (395 amino acids)
Biological process (GO): Group II intron splicing
Molecular function (GO): RNA binding
Source: RefSeq, a predicted model, not a curated record